Chrysochloris asiatica (Cape golden mole) is the source of this 219-nucleotide messenger RNA. Its product is annotated as 39S ribosomal protein L36, mitochondrial-like. Lineage: Eukaryota; Metazoa; Chordata; Mammalia; Afrosoricida; Chrysochloridae. Gene Ontology annotation, molecular function: structural constituent of ribosome. Gene Ontology annotation, cellular component: mitochondrial large ribosomal subunit; ribosome. Gene Ontology annotation, biological process: translation; ribosome biogenesis. The record is from RefSeq and is a predicted model, not a curated record. The transcript is spliced from 2 exons. Bases 1 to 219 code for a protein of 72 amino acids.
AUGACUACAGGACCCCUCCGGAGGGCGGUGCUUCCCGCGGGCACCAGUUUCCUGAGGUCCAGCCUCUUCUUCCAAACCCUCUCACUCCGUGUCUGCUGCAGCUUUAAAACCAAGGGCGUUAUCAAGAAAUGCUGUAAGGAUUGCUACGGUGUGAAGAGGCAAGGCCGGUGGUACACUUAUUGUAAAACCAACCCGAGGCACAAGCAAAGACAGAUGUAG